AUGGAUGUUGACGGAAGUAAACGUAUCUUUCAACGGCUAGGUCCGGGGGCCGCCACGGCGUCGUCUUCUGGGAGUAAUUCCAAUAACAAACAGCAAAAAGGAGGAGUUAUUAAGAAAACUGAGAAACUUUGUAAUUUUUGGGUUCAGGGAAAUUGUAGCUAUGGAGAUAAGUGUAGGUAUUUGCAUUCUUGGUCUACGGGCGACUGCUUUUCCUUGUUAACACAGCUCGAAGGACACGAAAAGGUUGUUACUGGGAUUGCUUUGCCAUCUGGCUCUGACAGGCUUUAUACAGGGAGUAAAGAUGAGACUGUUAGAGUUUAUUGCCAGUCUGGGCAGUGUACAGGGGUUAUUAGCUUGGGUGGUGAAAUAGGCUGCAUGAGAAGUGAAGGCCCGUGGGUUUUUGUGGGUCUUACAAACUUCGUCAGGGCAUGGAACACACAAACAACCACUGACUUGAGUUUAAGUGGACCUGUUGGGCAAGUCUAUGCUCUUGUGGUGGGAAAUGAUUUGCUGUUUGCAGGUGUACAGGAUGGAACAAUAUUGGCAUGGAAGUUUAAUACUGCCACCAACUCCUUUGAACCAGCUGCAUCACUCAAGGGACACAAUCUUGCUGUUGUCACUCUGGUUGUUGGAGCCAAUAGACUUUAUUCUGGUUCGAUGGACCAUUCUAUUCGUGUUUGGAGCCUCGAAACUUUGCAGUGUCUACAGACAUUGACGGACCAUUCUAAUGUUGUGAUGUCUGUUCUUUGUUGGGAUCAAUUUCUAUUAUCAUGUUCAUUGGACAAAACAGUAAAGGUCUGGGCUGCUACAGAGCUUGGGAGCUUGGAAGUGACAUACACACAUAAUGAGGAACAUGGUUUGCUCACCCUCUGUGGGAUGCAUGAUUUGGAUGGCAAGCCAGUUUUGCUCUGCUCAUGCAAUGACAACUGCAUCCGCGUCUAUGAUUUACCAUCUUUUUGCGAAAGAGGGAAGAUCUUUGCGAAACAGGAGGUUCGUUCCAUUCAGACUGGUCCUCCCGGUUUGUUUUUCACUGGUGAUGGGACUGGUCAAGUGAAAGUGUGGCAAUGGUCAACGGAAUCAACUUCGACAAAAUAAAUAAGGGGCAAAGUUGAUUGAGGAGCCUGUUUUCGUGGUUCCAAUAUUUAUUGUUUUUAAAAUUUACAAGGGAAUGAAAGAAGGGAUGAGGAAAAAAAAUGUGAGUUUUGAUAUUUUGGAAGUAGCUGCCUUAACUGGAUUAGAGCCAUGGGGCUACCUUGCCAUUUACCGGAAUUGAGUAGAAGGAUUCAAUAAAUUCAAGGCGUUCAUGUGCAUUUGGCGUCUCGUUUUUAUUCUCAAUAGUUGUAAUAUGUAUCAGAGAUGCUAUUUCUUUUUUUUUGUUUCUCCUUUGGAGUCAGGUUCGGAAAAACUAUGACCACCACCCAAAUGUCAUAUGCAUGUUUCCCCUUUUCCCUCCUUUGACAGCCUCAUAAUCUUAUGACUCCUCCCUGGCAAAGCUUUUCAACAAAGCAUCACUUGUCUUCUGCAACCUGAAGGUGACAUAAGCAACAUUGCCUGAUUCGGUGGUGCCUGUGCCUCCCUAAAUUCCCCGAGGCUAUUUGGUCUUACCUUUGGAUUACAGCAAAGGUUGGGAAUUGUGUGAACUGUGAAGCUGACGUACUAUUUGUAGCGACAAUUGAGUUCACAUAUCCAUGGUGGGUUAUGUAGAAGCUUAGCUUUUACCAUCAAUUGCAAUAGUUGUGUGUGCGCCCUUUCCUCACUUGUCUAUAGGGGCUUCUCCCUUGUUUGUAAUUCUUCAUUGGAUUCGGAAGGAAUUGUGAAAUUUGCCAAGGGAAGGAGAUGGAAGAGGUAGAAUCAUCAUGUGAUCA
Messenger RNA from Coffea arabica (coffee), 1865 nucleotides. Lineage: Eukaryota; Viridiplantae; Streptophyta; Magnoliopsida; Gentianales; Rubiaceae. The record is from RefSeq and is a predicted model, not a curated record.